Messenger RNA from Saprolegnia diclina VS20, 2842 nucleotides. RefSeq names its product TKL protein kinase. The coding region runs from base 62 to 2842 and encodes 926 amino acids. Gene Ontology annotation, biological process: protein phosphorylation. The transcript is spliced from 21 exons. Gene Ontology annotation, molecular function: ATP binding; protein kinase activity. The record is from RefSeq and is a predicted model, not a curated record. NCBI's taxonomy places the organism in Eukaryota, Oomycota, Saprolegniomycetes, Saprolegniales, Saprolegniaceae.
GCGCGUCACUUUGCCGUUUUUUGGUCUGGUCGGCCGCAGAGACGACGACGGCUGCGUGACGAUGGCCUGCCGCUUCGCCGCGUACGACUCGACCUUUACGUGCUCCGCGUGUGCAAACAGCACCGACUGCUGCCUCCUCGACCGCCACUGCGUGCAGAGCCUGAGCUACGCCUUUGGCGCCGGCGCCGUUGUCGUGGUCACCGACCAAAUCGAGCUCGUGCACUCGCUGCCAUCCAACGUCGACGCCAUCUCAUUUCGUGGCAAUGGUUUGCGGCAGUUUGGUCUCGCCACCGACGCCGCUGCGCUCACGAGCGCCCGCACGACGCAGCUGUCCAUCAUCGGCAACCCGACCUUGCGCCAUAGCGUGCUAUUGCCGAGCGGACUGCAAGUGCUCAACAUGACCAAGAAUGCGUUGGACGGCGCCGUGCUGUCACUGCCACCGUCGCUGUCGCAGUUGGUUCUCGACGACUGUGGACUGCACUCGCUCCUCAACGUGACGUUUCCAACGAGCAACCAACUCACCUACUUCUCGGCCAAGCGGAAUUUCCUCACGCGCUUUGAGCGCGUUCCGAACGCGGACACAAUUGAUCUCUCGAGCAACCUGCUCAAACUGGUGCGGCUUCGAAGCUUCCAGAACGCCAGCACGCUGAUACUAAGCAACAACACGGACCUCGCGACCCUCUUUGCGGCGGGGUCGGCGUCGCGUCCCUUCUUGCGACUCCAAUGCGAUGGCUGCAAUUUGACGACCGUGGCGGUCGACGAUGACGCGUUUGCGUCGCUUCAAGACGCGAUGCUGCCGCCGACAACAAGCUUGCGUCCCUGUCCUCCUUCAAUGCGCGCGGAGAGACUGGAUCACACCCAUGUCUGCGUCGGCGCGUUGGACACCAAUGCGUUCGUGCCGACGUGUCCCUUUCAAGACAUGGGCGCGGGCUCGGCGCUCACGAGAGCGCACUGCACGACGCUCGACGCGCUCUACUGCGUCGUCGACCGCUUCUGCCACGAAGCCGAGCCCUUUUUGCGCACAGCCGACCUGCUGCUCGACUUUGCAUACGUCGACGACCCGGUUGUAUCGGCCAAGUUCCAGCGGCGCCAGCUUCAGAUCGUUCAGCUUCCGGAUGCAGACUCUCUGACGAUCCGAAAUGCAUUGGACGUGCGCUUUGUGGGCGACGCCGACGCUAAUUUGCGCUCCUUGCGGCUCGAAGGCUUCACGUCGUGGAGUCUCGUGGACCCCAAGACGUCGGUGCUACCGCGGACCUUGGAGACCUUCGCGUGUGUGGCGUGCGGCUGGAAGGUGCUGCCGACGUCGUAUGCGUGGCCCGAUGCGCUCCAGCACUUGACGCUCAAGAACACCCAACUCCUCUCGUUUCCGAGCCCAAUGCGCUGGCCGCCCCGCUUAUCUACCUUUGACGCGGCCAACAACCAAAUCGAGCUCUUCACGGGCCUACCGACCGUCACUGCAACGCUGAACCUCAGCGGCAACGCAUUGCACACCGUUACGAUGCGCAACUUUCAGAGCGCGACGACUCUCUACAACGCGCCGCUCAUCUCAGUGCUCUUUCUAUCGAGCAGCGCGAACCCGGUGCGGCUCCAAGCACUGCAUCUCGAGGGCUGCGACAGCCUUGUCAACAUCACUUUGGACGCCGUGUCGUACGCUGCUGUCAAGGACACGGUUCGCAUCUAUGCCCCGUCGACCGCGUGGCACGCCGAGCCGUGCCUCCGCUCCAAGCUCCAGGCCAUCAACACGACGCGCCUCGGCGUCUGUGUCGUUGAGAAUGACUUUGCAUAUGGCAUCUUUGUCGCCAUUGUGCUCGGUGCCGUCCUCCUCGUGGCGGUCGUUGGCUGGUGCAUGCGGAGGUCGCACCGACGCGCCGUGUCUGAAGAUGACGCGUUCAAAGCCAUGGCGACGACUGCUCAUGAGAAUGACGAUGACCCCGUCCGGUUCCGGCGAGUCUGGACGUCGUCGUCGCUCGCUGAUUUGGGCGCCACGAUGACGUCCGGCUUGCUGCCGUAUCGCCUCAACACGGCCGUCGAGAUCCUCGAGACGGUCCUUGGCCGGGGUGCGUACGGGGAAGUGGUCCUCGGGCGCUACAAUGGCACACUCGUGGCCGUCAAGCGGCUCCGCGCCGACAACUACACGGUCGCCCACAUGGAGAUGCUCAUUCAGGAAAUCGAGCUUAUGGCGCGGUUUUCGAGCGAGUACCUCGUUGCAUUUGUGGGUGCGAGCUGGUGCACGUUCGCCGAUAUGAAGUGCGUCGUCGAGUACAUGGCCCAAGGGGAUUUGCAGCAGUACUUGGCGGCGACGACGCCAACCAACGACACGGACGUUGCGCGGUUUCCGUGGUCGGCCAAACUCGAGUGCAUGCGUCGGAUGCUUCGCGGCCUUGUCUACCUCCACGGCGCCAACGUGAUUCACCGGGAUUUGAAGUCGCGCAACGUGCUUUUGAACGACGUCGGCGACGCCAAGCUCGGCGACUUUGGCAUCGCGCGCGAGGUCUCGGAAGAGAGCAUGACCAACGCUGUUGGCACGUACCGCUGGACGGCUCCCGAGGUGCUCAAGGGCAAACACUAUGACGAAAAAGCCGACAUUUAUUCGUUUGGCAUGAUUCUCACCGAGCUCGAUACGCAUGCGCUGCCAUAUGCCGACAUGGCCAACGAGCGCGGCCAAGCGCUUGGCAAUUUUACCAUCAUGUACAAGGUGAUGCAGGGAACGAUCCUGCCAACGUUGUCGCCGUCGUGCGCACCGUGGCUAAGGGAACUGGUCUUUGAAUGCAUUGCACACGACGCUAGCAUGCGUCCAUCGGCUGCGGACCUCGACGCACGCCUCGCUGACGUACAACUGUAG